CGUUACAUUUAUCUGUAUCAAUGUUUUGGGAUAUAUAGAAAACCUCAUGUAGUCUGAUCGCCACAGUAAGUUUAUUAUGGAAACUCUGAACAUGUAUGAUUAAGGAUCAUUGUAACUUGUUAUUAGGUUAAAUAAUAAAAACAGGCAUUACAACAGCAGGAUCCAUAUUUAGCUGGGGAAAAGAAAUAAAGAGAAACAGGUUGGCUGGGUCAAAUUCACUGCUAUGAAAGUGUUUCCAGUUUUAUUGAUGUGUGUUAAAAAAUGACCUUGAACUGCAUAUCUGAAUGGCUCUUACAUUGCUUCAGAGCAGUACUGUAACAGAGGUUAUUUUUCAGGACCUUCUGGGUUUUUCCAAUUAGUUUUUCAUUGGUUUCCCCUCCUUGUUUCUGUCUGCUUCUGUGUCCUCUUGCUUUCUUUCCGCAUUUCCUAACAACAUGUUCAGUUUUUCCAAAACUCAGAUUAUCCACAUCAGAACCAAAAGGUCUUCGUAGGUCAAAGCUGGUUACCAUUCCCCAGGCAUAAAGACCACCAUACAUACCUUUCCUCUUCUUCUGUUAAAUGAGAGCAAAGCAUAAAAUCAGUCAUCUGUCUGUCUCGUUGUGAGUAAAUAGAACCAGUUUUUGUAUAGUCACACUCAUUUUGUUUUUAUAUUGGAUCUCCUGUGAAUUUUCUAAAAUUGAGAAUGUAGCAGUGGAGCAGUUAAAAAAUAUGACUGAACUGUGUAAAAGCUUCAAAGAGUAUUAAACCCACAAUGAUGUUAAAGUGAAACAAAAGUCUAAAUGAAUAUUGUAUAAUAAACAGCAUCUUUACAGCAUGCUUUAUGUUGGUUAGAAUGUGUUUUUGAGAAUGGCAAUGGGCUUUGGGAAUGAUGAGGUACAGCCACAGGCAGAAGUACAAAAAGCAUGUGUCCCAGCUGGCAUAUUCAGCCGAAGCACUUCCCUGGGCAGUGAUGUGACCCAAGAUCUGCAUCGGAUCCUGACUGUGCUAAUACUGACUGACCAGGAGUCCCACGCUGCCGUUCAUAAUUGGCCACAAUAUUAGCCUGGGAGGCAAGUGUUUCAGUUGGAUGAGCACUCCCUGCCUCAUCCCUCAACUGCAUCUCUUUUGAUCUAUUGUGCGUUCAGCCUGUGCCAACUGACCCAAUACGGCACGGUAACUGCACAGCUCAGAUGGUGGGCUGCAGGGAAAAGAAACUGUGCGUUUCUGAGGGCUUGCGAACUUGUGCGCACUCUCUCGGGUUGACAAAGGACGUAACAGUGCAGACACGGCAUAAAAGUUUGAUUUGCCGUAUCAAAUUGAGUGCUAAAAGGAAAUUACGUUAAAAAGUUUUCAAAAAGACAUCUCCCAAUUAAUAAAUUAUAGAUGCAUAUCUGGAUUUGCAUGGUAUAUAAUUAACAUUUUGGGAUAGAUAACCUACAUGAACCCUGUGAAACUAAUUUACUCAGAGGGAGGUGCAGUAAGGGCCAUUAAAUUAGACGCCUAUGUGGCUAAAAAGAAAUGGGGGGGGGGAAGCUAAUUUCUGCUUUGCACUUCAUAAGGUUGGCCAGGCGCCUGAAGGUUUGAAUGGAGCUUGGCCCCGUUUGUUUUCCAAUCCCCACAUUUCCACCUCACAGUCCCUGUGAGGAAACGUGGUAAUUGUUUGGCAUGCAGCAUGACCAGGCAGCCUCAGGAAUUUCCCAUUUCUGUUCAGGACAGCAGCUGAAACCCAUGCAGUCUCCUCCUCCAUGUUCAGCCAGACAGGACACCUCCUGACGCUUCCAUGGACGUCAAACGGGAGCCUCAUUGCUUCUGAGCCCUCUCCCCGACUGAAUCGCCGGUAGCACCACCCUUUUUCCGAAAUGAAAAUGAGAAAUAUGCCAGCGGCGAUUGGAGUGCUGCUGCUGUUCACGCUUUCCAGAGGGAUCGUCGUGUCAAUCGGAGACUCCGGCUUCACCAGGAAGGAGAUCAAGAUUGAGGGAGACCUGGUGUUGGGCGGCCUCUUCCCUGUCCACGAAAAGGGCCUGGGGAUGGACGAGUGCGGACGGAUCAACGAGGACCGCGGGAUACAGCGGCUGGAGGCCAUGUUGUUCGCCAUCGACGAGAUCAACCGGGACCCCUCGUUGCUGCCCGGCGUUGUGCUGGGGGCGCACAUCCUGGACACCUGCUCUCGAGACACCUACGCUCUGGAGCAGUCGCUGGAGUUCGUCAGGGCGUCGCUCACCAAAGUGGAUGACACCGAGUUCAUCUGCCCGGACGGGUCUUACGCCCUGCAGGAAAACACCCCUUUAGCCAUAGCGGGUGUCAUUGGGGGAUCCUUCAGCAGUGUCUCUAUCCAGGUCGCCAACUUACUGCGACUGUUCCAGAUCCCUCAGAUCAGCUAUGCCUCUACCAGUGCCAAGCUGAGCGACAAGACCAGGUAUGAUUACUUCGCCCGGACCGUCCCACCCGACUUCUACCAGGCCAAGGCCAUGGCCGAGAUCCUGCGCUUCUUCAACUGGACGUACGUGUCCACGGUGGCGUCCGAAGGCGACUACGGCGAGACGGGGAUCGAGGCCUUCGAGCAGGAGGCCCGGCUCCGCAACAUCUGCAUCUCCACCUCGGAGAAGGUCGGCCGCUCCAACGCCAAGAAGUCGUACGACGCCGUCAUCCGCCAGCUGCUGCUGAAGCCCAACGCCAAAGUGGCGGUGCUGUUCAUGCGCAGCGACGACGCCCGGGAGCUGCUGGCCGCGGCUGGCCGCCUCAACGCCUCCCUCAUCUGGAUUGCCAGCGAUGGCUGGGGGGCCCAGGAGAGCAUCGUCAAGGGCAACGAGAACGUCGCCGACGGGGCCAUCACUCUGGAGCUGGCCGCCCAUCCCGUGAGGGACUUCAACAGGUACUUCCAGAACCUCAACCCCAGCUCCAACUUGCGCAACCCCUGGUACAAGGACUUCUGGGAGCAGAAGUUUCAGUGCACCCUGAGUGGGGUGGGCGGGGACAAACCUCAGCACUUGCAGCCGUGCGCAAAGCACCUGGCGGUCAACAGCUCCAAUUUCGAGCCUGAGUCUAAGAUCAUGUUUGUGGUGAACGCUGUGUACGCCAUGGCCCACGCUCUACACAAGAUGCAUCGCACGCUAUGCUCCAACACCACGCAGCUGUGCGAUGCCAUGAAAGUCUUAGACGGGAGGAAGCUGUAUCGGGAUUACUUACUCGACAUCAACUUCAAGGCGCCUUUCUCUCCGCCUGGGAUUGACAGCUUUGUGAAGUUUGAUGCCAACGGCGAUGGGAUGGGCCGCUACAACAUCUACAACUACCAGAAGACGACGGAGAAAUACGGCUACAUCCAGGUGGGAGAGUGGGCGGAGACCCUGACCCUGAACGGCGAGCUGAUUCGCUGGUCCCAGGGCGGGGUCGCCACGCCCACCUCCCAGUGCAGUGACCCGUGCGCCCGCAACGAGAUGAAGAAGAUGCAGGCGGGCGAGUACUGCUGCUGGAUCUGCACGCCCUGCGACGUGCACGAGUACCUGGCCGACGAGUUCACCUGCGCCCCCUGUAGCCCGGGCCAGUGGCCCAGCGACGACCUGUCAGGCUGCUACGACCUGCCCGAGGACUACAUCAUGUGGGAGGACGCCUGGGCCAUCGGCCCCAUGGCCAUCGCCUGUGCCGGCUUCGUCUGCACCACCCUGGUGGCCGCCGUCUUCAUCCGAAACAACGACACGCCGCUGGUCAAGGCCUCGGGCCGCGAGCUCUGCUACAUCCUCCUUCUGGGCGUCUUCAUGUCCUACGGCAUGACCUUCUUCUUCAUCGCCAAGCCCUCGCCGGCCAUCUGCACCCUGCGCCGCCUCGGCCUGGGCACGUCCUUCGCCGUCUGCUACGCGGCCCUGCUCACCAAGACCAACCGCAUCGCCCGCAUCUUCGGCGGGGUGAAGGACGGCGCCCAGCGGCCCCGCUUCAUCAGCCCCAGCUCGCAGGUCUUCAUCUGCCUGAGCCUCAUCUCGGUGCAGCUGGUGCUGGUGUCCGUCUGGCUCCUGCUGGAGGUGCCCGGCACGCGCCGCUUCACGCUGCCAGAGCGGCGGGAGACCGUCAUCCUCAAGUGCAACGUCCGCGACUCCAGCAUGCUCCUGUCGCUCUCUUACGACGUGGUCCUGGUCAUCCUGUGUACCGUGUACGCCUUCAAGACCAGGAAGUGCCCCGAGAACUUUAACGAGGCCAAGUUCAUCGGCUUCACCAUGUACACCACCUGCAUCAUCUGGCUGGCGUUCCUGCCCAUCUUCUACGUCACCUCCAGCGAUUACCGAGUGCAGACCACAACCAUGUGCAUAUCGGUCAGCCUGAGCGGCUUCGUGGUCCUGGGGUGCAUGUUCGCCCCGAAGGUCCACAUCAUCCUGUUCCAGCCGCAGAAGAACGUCACCAGCCACCGGCACAACCUGAACCGCUUCAGCAUCGGUGGCGCGGCGGCACCGUACUCUCACGGUUCUGUGAGCGCUCAUUACGUGCCCACUGUCUGUAACGGGAGGGAGAUCGUCGACUCCACCACGUCCUCCCUGUGACCUCCAUACAACCCCUCUAACUCUUCCUCUUAGACUGUUAGCAAAUUUGCACAUAUUGUGCACCUCCUGUGAGCUAGUACCAUUAAUGUAGAAAGCGUGUAUUACAUUAUUUUUAAGGGCUGUACAUAAAAAACUGACAUUGUUCUAGAAAAACAAAAGUAAACUUUAUAGGAUGUUUUUGGGAGAGUUUGAUUUUUGAUAGCUUUACUAUGCUUUGUAAAUAACCAUAAACUCCAUUGUUAUACUGUACAUUAUUGAUUGGAUGCAGCAGUAACCCACUGACAUGCUGCAUUGGGAAUUUUGGACAAACUAUUUGUCACUUUAUUUUGUAGGCCUCAUUGUGAUAACAGAUUAUGUGUUUCUAUGUUGUAUAUAAUAUGUACAUUACUUUUAAACGAUGGUUUUAACAGCACAAGUUGACAGUGUUCCGCAAAUUGACAAACGUAUUUUAAAAAUGCAAUUUUGCUCCUCUAACUAUUAAUUGGUGUUUGUAAAGUCUGUAGGAUGUCAAGAUGCCUGUGCUGUCUGACAUUAUCAUCUUGAGUCACAGAGUGUAAUGACAAUUAAACAGUGGCAGACCUUGCUAAUAAUAUGUAACCUGUAGUAAAAUGUAAUGAUGUUUAUUGAUGAUGGCUUUUGUGCCUUAACUUGUCUUGUAGUUUUAUAAUGAGACUGUGUGCAGAUAGGAAGCAGAUGCAUCGUAUUGCCUCGUGCCAACUGCUUACAUUUACAGAAGGGUAUGCUGUUUAGCAUACAAUUUUUAAGGCAUUGCUGUUUUAGAGACACAGGUAUGUUAAGUCAAUUUGAGUCUUGCCAACUGCUGUUAAAAUAACAGGUAUCUGGGUUUAGAGGCAAUGUGAAUGUCUUUGUGAUGUUACUUUAUUUAUAUAUGAAGACCCAACAAGUCAUACUCUGAACUAUUUUUAAAAAAUGAAUUCAGGCAAACACGACAUCAGACAGCAGUUACAAACAUCUGUAGCGAACAAGAAGAUGACAUAUGGAGUACUCCCAAAGCCAUUCAUAUUUAAUAAAUUAUCAUAACAGUAAAGAAGAUAUUGUUUAGACUUGACUUGUACAAUUCAGCAUGACGUGCACCACAAAACAGAAUAUUAAAAUGUUGUACAUCAGAGCUUGCAUAAUAUGAGAAUAUGAGACUUGUCUUCCAAUGUAUUUGAGUAAUUAAAAUGGGGCACCUUUAUAUGGCCUGGUUCCACCAAUCAGAAUUUGCCACGCCUUCUCCAAGACAAGGACAUUCUGGAUGAAAAACAAUGUUUAAAAAAAGGAAGCAAACUCAACAUGGAGGUUGAAAUGUCUGUACUGAAGUACCACCUCUGCUCUUCCCUGUUUUGUUGUGUUCUAUUAUGGCAAAAAAUAAUUUCAUUUGCAUUUAAAAGGUGAAAUGUGCAAAUGAUUCAAUAUGGUCAAUAGCUAACUUUACAUUUGACCUCUUAUCAACUGUUUUCUAAAAUGUAAUGUCCAGCCCAUUGAACUUAGCCAAGGAUCUCAAUGGUGAUAUAGCAUCUGAACACACCCAGAUGCAUAUGGAAGUCUGUUGCUAUGGAAGAAAUGGAAGAAAACUGAAAAUGAAAUUCCUGAGAUGGCUGAAUUACACCCCAGCUCAUGUGGUUAAGAAAAACUAAACCACAAAAGAAAUGUGCAUGUUGGGAUUGCCACAUGAAGUCGUGCUGUGGAUUCGGUGAAGUAGCCUCAUGCCCCAAGUCAAACAGUUUCUGCAGAAACAUUUUUUGUCAUGCAGUAUAUCACUCCCCAGUCCUUCUCUUGAGAGAUACACAACAUGGCACUAUGGCCCAUGUGGAUGCCCGCAGCAUCUUUCACUUCCCCAAAAUCCUUUGGGAGAGGUCCUGGAACUCAGCUGGUAAACUCAGACAGCUUGGCAACAUCUCUCUUCUUGCCUCCACUGAGGACAUUGCAGAAGAGGACUGAGGAUAUGGCUGGCUAGCUUGGGGUCAAGUGCGGGGCCAAGCCAAAAGUGUGGGGAUCAUGUCUUGAAAAUAUGUAUACACCCAAGUGGUCUCCCCAAUGGUGCAAUGAGUGAGAUGGAAUAGACACUGUGCCAGGCCUUGGUUUAAUAAUAAAAACUUUCAUCCCAGCUGGCAAGUCCAAUUUCCCAAUUGUUCCCAUGCAGAAAAACUGUGUUGUCUUGGGCCAACCUGAACUCAGGCAGUAUCUGGCUAAGCAUAAAGCAAUAGUACAGUGCCAAUGAAGUGCAAUAACGAGGACAUGAGCACAUGCUAAUAAACACUAAUCAAUCAC
Molecule: messenger RNA, 6779 nt
Organism: Anguilla rostrata (American eel)
Lineage: Eukaryota; Metazoa; Chordata; Actinopteri; Anguilliformes; Anguillidae
Gene: grm3
Product: glutamate receptor, metabotropic 3
Exons: 7
Coding region: 1839-4505 (888 amino acids)
Biological process (GO): regulation of synaptic transmission, glutamatergic; G protein-coupled glutamate receptor signaling pathway
Cellular component (GO): plasma membrane
Molecular function (GO): group II metabotropic glutamate receptor activity
Source: RefSeq, a predicted model, not a curated record